Sciurus carolinensis (gray squirrel) is the source of this 4230-nucleotide messenger RNA. Its product is annotated as natural resistance-associated macrophage protein 2. Gene Ontology annotation, molecular function: manganese ion transmembrane transporter activity; iron ion transmembrane transporter activity; cadmium ion transmembrane transporter activity. The record is from RefSeq and is a predicted model, not a curated record. Gene Ontology annotation, biological process: metal ion transport. NCBI's taxonomy places the organism in Eukaryota, Metazoa, Chordata, Mammalia, Rodentia, Sciuridae. Gene Ontology annotation, cellular component: plasma membrane. The coding region runs from base 156 to 1862 and encodes 568 amino acids. The transcript is spliced from 17 exons.
GCAGCUGCGGUCCUAUCGGCCAAUCGCGGGAGUGCAGGGGGUUGGCCUGCUUGGCUGUGGCUCCCGGGAUAUGGAGCCGCCGGAGCUGGGUCGGCGUGUCAGGUGGUGGCGGAACCGAAUCCUAUUCUAAGAACACGGGUACUCAGUUGUCCACCAUGGUAUUGGGUCCUGAACAGACGAUGCCAGAUGACAGUGCUUCUGGAGACCAUGGGGACUCUGCCAGUCUUGGUGCCAUCAAUGCUGCCUACAGUAACUCCUCACUUCCACAGUCCACUGGGCAGUCGGAAGAGCCAUUUACCACCUACUUUGAUGAGAAGAUUGCCAUUCCUGAGGAGGAGUAUUCUUGUUUUAGCUUUCGUAAACUCUGGGCAUUCACGGGACCUGGCUUUCUUAUGAGCAUUGCCUAUCUGGAUCCAGGAAACAUUGAAUCUGAUUUGCAGUCUGGAGCAGUGGCUGGAUUUAAGCUGCUGUGGGUCCUUCUGUUGGCCACCAUUGUGGGUCUGUUGCUCCAGCGCCUUGCAGCUAGACUGGGAGUGGUCACUGGGCUACAUCUUGCUGAAGUGUGUCACCGUCAGUAUCCCAAGGUCCCACGAAUCAUCCUGUGGCUGAUGGUGGAGUUGGCUAUCAUUGGCUCAGACAUGCAGGAAGUCAUUGGCUCGGCCAUUGCCAUCAAUCUCCUGUCUGUGGGAAGGGUUCCCCUGUGGGGUGGAGUUCUCAUCACCAUCGCAGAUACUUUUGUUUUUCUCUUUUUGGAUAAAUAUGGCUUGCGGAAGCUAGAAGCAUUUUUUGGCUUUCUCAUCACUAUUAUGGCCCUCACAUUUGGAUAUGAGUAUGUUACAGUGAAACCCAACCAGAGCCAGGUACUCAAGGGCAUGUUCGUGCCAUCUUGUUCUGGCUGUCAGACCCCACAGAUUGAACAGGCUGUGGGCAUCGUGGGAGCUGUCAUCAUGCCACACAAUAUGUACCUACAUUCUGCCUUAGUCAAGUCUAGACAGGUAAACCGGGCCAAUAAGCAGGAAGUCCGAGAAGCCAACAAGUACUUUUUCAUUGAAUCCUGCAUUGCCCUCUUUGUUUCCUUCAUCAUCAAUGUCUUUGUCGUCUCAGUCUUUGCUGAAGCAUUUUUUGGGAAAACCAAUGAGCAGGUGGUUGAUGUGUGUAAAAAUAGCAGCAGUCCCCAUGCUGGCCUCUUCCCUGAAGAUAACUCAACUCUGGCUGUGGACAUCUACAAAGGGGGCGUUGUGCUGGGAUGUUACUUCGGGCCUGCUGCACUCUACAUCUGGGCAGUGGGGAUCUUGGCUGCCGGACAGAGCUCCACCAUGACAGGAACCUAUUCUGGUCAGUUUGUCAUGGAGGGAUUCCUGAACCUAAAAUGGUCACGUUUUGCCCGAGUGAUUCUGACACGCUCUAUUGCUAUCAUCCCCACUUUGCUUGUUGCUGUCUUCCAAGAUGUGGAGCAUCUAACGGGGAUGAAUGACUUCCUGAAUGUUCUGCAGAGCUUACAGCUUCCUUUUGCCCUCAUACCCAUUCUCACAUUCACAAGCUUGCGGCCAGUAAUGAAUGAUUUUUCCAAUGGAAUAGGCUGGAGGAUCGCCGGUGGGAUCUUGGUCCUUAUUGUGUCUUCCAUCAACAUGUACUUUGUAGUGGUUUAUGUCCAGGAACUGGGGCACAUGGUGUUGUAUGUCGUGGCGGCUGUGAUCAGUGUGGCUUAUCUGGGAUUUGUGUUCUACUUGGGUUGGCAAUGUUUGAUUGCACUGGGCAUGUCCUUCCUGGACUGUGGUCAUACGUACCACCUGGGAUUGACAGCUCAGCCUGAACUCUACCUUCUGAACACCGUGGAUGCUGAUUCACUUAUGUCAAGAUGACUAACAGCCUGAGAGACUCUAUAAGAACCAUUUUCUCUAAGCCCUGUUGUGCCAACUGUCUUAACAUACCUCUGUUAGUUUGGAGGUGAGUUUUGUUCAUUUGAACAAAGGCAGAGAUUGCCUCGUGGAAAUGGGAUUAAAAACUGACAGCUAUAAGUUUAGAUCAGGGAUCCACCUCAUAACAAACAAUAACCAGAGUUAAAUGAUUGACCUGCUCUGACCACGUACCCCUAUGGGGUGUGUCUUGACUUCUGGGUUUUAAAAAAUAUAUAUGUCUAUAUAUUUAUGUAAACCUGAACAUCAGUUUGGGUAGAAUUUUAAGGUUAUAUAAAACUAAUAGAUCUUAUAUUUUUUUAAAAAAAAACAAUCUCAGGUAAAUUACAUCUUUGGAUCACAAGUGAGAAGGGAAAGGAAAUGUUCUUUUUUUUUUCCACACUGACUGAUCCAAUUGACUAUCUUAUAAAGUGAUACUUUACCAGUUAAGUUUUACUUUGAUUGUAAUCAGCCAUGUUACAUCCUUGGUAUCUACUAAUAUUACAUCAUUUCUAAAGAAAUCAUUUCUUCUAUUUGGUGAUCUUACUUAACCCUGGUUAUCUACCUACUUUGUAAUUAGUAUUUUCUUUGUUGUCAUUUUUCUUGAAAUUUUUCCUAGUUAUUAAACCAGGGAUACAAUGUUAUUUGUCAACCUGCUUAAUAUGUAGUAACAACAUCUAGAAACCAUAUUUUAAAUCAUGAUUGUUUUCCCACAUUGUAAUGUAGCUUAGCCCAUUCUAGCAUUUGAGUUUUAGGUAGAAAAAGGAGAAACUAAUAACAUUUAACUGUGUUAAGUUCUGAUACAAGACAAUCAAAGUAUUAAGAUUCUUUCUAAUAUUGGUAGUUUCACAAUGUCUUUUUCCCACUUUAACCAUUAAUAAUCCAAAUACCAUUUCUAGGUCCAAAAUCUAUUUCUUGGAGUAGCUAGUAUUUAUUUUGUUGAAUGUCUUAGGGAAUGCUAAGCAUUUCAUUUUAAGAUAUUUGUACCAAGUAGUAUGAGAUUAUUACUAGGCUGGGACUUGGAAGAUUAAUCUAUAUGAUCACAAACUGCCUGCUGGCAUGUAAUUAGUAGAUUUUUUUUUGCUCCCUCAUCCUGUUAAUUUUCUUCCUUAAAAUUUUUGUAAUGAAAAAGUUCUUUUUGAGUUAAAAUUUUGGCUGGGGGUAUAACUUAGAGCUAGAGUGCUUGCCUUGCAUGCACAAAGUCCUGGGAUUGAUUCUACCCAGCUUGCAUGCAUGCAUACAUACUUAAAUAAAAGUUUUAUCAUAAUUAUCUGAUUGAAGAGUCAGAAGAUAUGCCACAUUGGGUCCACAUUCCUACAUGGAAGUACAAUUGGCUGGAACUGAAUGGCAGCUAUUUGUUUUCAAUGCCAUAUACUCCAGGGUGGCAUAUACCCCAGCACAUCACUCAUUUCUUUCUGACUUCCAAGGUAUUGAUUGAGUCUGUGAACUCUGCAGCCUUUGGGUGACUUUGAACUUCACUUUCCUCUUCAGCAUUAAAUGAAAUGUCUGACCUCUUUGCCUUAUUUUAAAAUUUAUUACCUGCUGGGCAAGAUGAUGCUACUCAGGAAGCUGAGGCAAAAAAAAAUUGUAAGUUUGAGGCCAGCAUUUUAGGAAAACUCUGUCUCAAAUUGAGGAUACAGUUCAGUGGUAGAGUGCCCGUGAGUUCAAUCCCCAGUACCACAACAGAUCAAAACAAAACCAUAAAAACUUACUACCUUUUUUUUGGUUUUUCUUUCUCUCUAUCUUUUGCAAUCCAGACAUUGCCUAGCUACAUUAUUAUAGUUUGGCCUUCUAAGUGGCAGGGAGUUUUCCUAAAUGACACUAAAAUUUCUCAUUUCUACUUCAGGGAUUUGUGAACCUUCACAUAAGAGUAGCAACCCUGCAACCUAGGUUAGUGUCCUUCAAAUCUUAAAAUUGAGAGUGAAUUAACAUGAAUAAGUUCCCACUUAAAAAUGGAAGUUUCAGUGUUUUUAUUUUGUAAAACAUAAAUAUCUAUCAGAGAUAUCAUCUAGAUAGUAACUCUACAUGAACCAGUUUGUUUUAUUUUUCCUCUUCACUGGACAAUUCCAUUUCUCAGUAGUUUCAUUAUCAUAGAAUGUUGGAGAAAGGAAGUUAAAAAAAAUCAAACAUCCUGUUUUUAACUCAUAGAAAGGUGAGUUGAUUGAUUAAACUGAGGUUAAAUACUCUGGGGAUUUCUGUAGCACACUUUCUCUCUCUCUCUCUCUCUCUCUCUCUCUCUCUCUCUCUUUCUCUCUCUCUCUCUUUCUCUCUCUCUCAGUAUUGGAGAUUGAACCCAGGGGCUCUCAACCACUGAACCACAUCCCAGCCCUUUUUU